Molecule: messenger RNA, 438 nt
Organism: Cooperia oncophora
Lineage: Eukaryota; Metazoa; Nematoda; Chromadorea; Rhabditida; Trichostrongylidae
Source: the annotation of a GenBank genome assembly
AUGUGCUCCAGGUAUGGUGCACAUUUGGCACGAAUCGAAACACCACGUGAGAACAAAUUCAUCGCCUCAAUGUUAUCACGUCCCGGGAGGAGUACGCAACAUGAGGCUUGGAUCGGUCAGCUUUUUCCCUCUUGUUUCAUUCAUCCUAGACUCGCCGCACAGCAGCAAUCAGGCGAUGUCGCUUUUCUCUGGAGCGAUGGAGUACCUGCAAGCAGAUAUGUGGGAUUCUGGAAAGAAUCCCAGCCAAACUAUAAGGCUGGCAGUUGUGCGAUGGGUAUUGCUUUUGCCACCACCAUCGUACUUCUGCGUCACGGAUCUGACGCGAGCGUAAGGGGGUCAUUCUUCUGCGCAAUUGGUGGAUGUAUACCAGAAUCACGACGAUGUAACGGAGUUGAUGAUUGUGGAGAUCUUAGUGAUGAGCUGAACUGUCCAGGUUAG